GACCUCGGCCGCGCGCUGGACGCGGCCCUGGCCCACCACGGCUGGCAGCACCUGGAGGUCAGGCAGCUCGCCGAGGACCAGUGGUCCGUCGCGGGCGCCUGCCUGCGCUUGAGGCUCGACGCGGGGAGGCCUGCCCCGAGCUCCGCGCAGGCGGUGCGCAUCGCCGCCUCGGACGACGGGGGUCGCACCUGGGAG
This is a messenger RNA of Prorocentrum cordatum, 195 nucleotides long. The record is from the annotation of a GenBank genome assembly. NCBI's taxonomy places the organism in Eukaryota, Dinophyceae, Prorocentrales, Prorocentraceae.